AUGCAGGGCACAACACUGCUUCUUGUUGUCUUUGCCAUUGACUUGUCUGUAAGCAGGACAGCUUUUCUCUGUUAUAGAUUCUGUCGUGUUUAUUUAUUGCUUUCCUUCUACUGCUGUUUUGUGCUGACAAACACAGCCUGUGCCUCUCUACCAGCUUGCACAGACUCCAGCCUAUGGAGAAGUGCACAUAAGAACAGGAUAAACAUGGCUUUUAAGGGCGAGGACCACUUAGAUCCCCUUCCUUUACCUGUACAGCGCAUGCACUUAAUUCAGGUGGACUCGGUUCAGCGAUGGAUGGAAGAUUUGAAGUUGAUGACAGACUGUGAGUGCAUGUGUAUUCUCCAGUCCAAGCCAAUCAGCAAUGAGAAGGGUGAACAAAAUGAACUUAUGCUUUCCUCACAAUAUAGCACUUGUGAUAAUUUGCAUCUGCUGUUAAAAAGAGCUUGGAUCAUAAGUACAGAGUUGACUAGGAUUUCUCAAAAGCUGGAGAAGAAUAGAUGGCAGAGAGUCCACAGCAUGACAGUAAGAGUCAACUGCCAUGUGCGUUCAAUGAUAAAUGAAUAUAAUGCAUUCACCAGGAAUUCUUCAGAAGAGAUGCACCAGUUUGAAAACCUUUUAAUAGACAAGUGUUCAGAAUUUACAACAUUCACAGAAAGGUGCACACAAACUGAAGACCAACACAUACUGAAGUCCAUGAAAUCCUGUAUUAAUGAAACGCUCACAACCGUUGCUCAGUAUUUCGGCCAGUUGAUAGAACUGGUUUUAACACAUGAGGCACAGAACCUGCUGAAACAAAUAGAAUUGUCGGAUAGUACAUACAUCACUGAAUCAGCAAUUAAUAGUUUAUUCAGCCUUACCCAGGAAGGUGCUCAUCUGUGCCGUAUCAUAGCUAAGGAAGGAGGUGUAGUUGCUCUCUUUAAGAUCUGUCGGCAGGAUUGCUUCAGGUGCCUUUAUCCCCAGACACUGAGAACUUUGGCGUCUAUUUGCUGUGUAGAGGAAGGGAUGCACCAGCUGGAAAAGGUUGAUGGGAUACCGUGCCUGGCUGACAUUCUUACUGAUAACACUCAUUCUGAAGCUACUCAUGCAGAAGCAGCGGCAGUAAUUGCACAGAUCACAUCUCCACAUCUCACAUUCACUCAGCAUCUCAGUAGCUUUCUGGAAAAUAUGGAAGAAAUUGUAACAGCACUUGUCAAACUGUGCCAAGGAGCCUCAUCUGGGGAAGUUUUCCUGUUAGCUUCAGCAGCUCUUGCUAAUAUUACUUUCUUUGAUACCAUGGCUUGUGAAAUAUUGCUCCAGUUAAAUGCAAUGAAGAUUCUUCUAGAAGCGUGUUCAGACAAACACAUAGUUGAUACCCCAUAUUCCCGAGAUCAGGUGGUAACAAUAUUAGCAAACAUGUCUGUCUUGGACCAGUGUGCUUCAGAAAUCAUUCAAGGAAAUGGUGUUCAGCUUUUAAUGGAAAUGCUCUUUGAAAGAUCGUCUUCAGGAAAUUCAGCAGAAGUUGCUGCUUGUGAGCGAGUUCAGCAGAAAUCUGCAGUUACACUGGCACGACUCAGCCGAGACCCAGAAGUGGCGGAUGCAGCCAUAAAACUCAGCUGUAUUCCUCGCCUAAUUGAACUUUGCAGAUCACCGACUGAAAGAAAUAACAGUGAUUCUGUUUUGGUGGCAUGUCUGGCAGCCUUACGGAGAUUAGCAGUUAUGAGUCCUGAUGGACUUGAAGAUUCAGAUUUUCAGCAACUAGUAAAGCCCAGACUUGUGGAUUCCUUUCUGCUAUGCACAAAUAUGGAAGAGAGCUUUGUAUAAAUACAAACCAAAAACCUUUGAAAAAUAAUCAAUAUGAUAGGUAUAAAAUAAGAUAAUAGAUAUACAGUUUUAUUUAGUUUUAGUCCUAUUGUUAUUUAUGACUUAUUUAUUUUAAAGCAAUAAACAUGUAGUUUUUAGGGGUAAAGAAACAAAGUGAGCUAGCUAACUUGUUUCAGUGGUUUGUAAUGGUAGUUUUUAAAAUUUUAUUUUCCUGCCAAGACACAUCAACACACCUUACUACAGUCUAACAAAAUGUUGGUUUCUUGUUUAAUCUAGUUGGAUCAAGGUAAUCAAGCCAAGAAUUUGGUGCUCUGAUACUAAAUGCUUCUCAUAAUGUCUUAUCACGGAAAUUUUUCUACAGUUAGAACUUUUUGUAGCUGUUUUAAGAAACACUUGUCUCAUGCAUUUGCUGCAUUAGAAAAUACGUAACCUUUAAAACUGCAAGUAUAUACUUUGAAAGGAAAGGGAUGUUAUGAGAUGAGUCCUGUUCUUAACUGUUGAUAUUUAUCAAUAGAAUUAUGAAAAUACAUAAUUGUAAUUAGCUGAGAAAUAUUUUUAGAAAAUUUUUGAAUACUGUGUUGGAAUGAUGUUAGAGGUCAUUCUUAUGCUGUGGAAAUAUGUGCUUCAUUAGAAGAUAUACAUUUACAGAGAACUCUUUAAUUUCAUUUAAAAUUUCCUAAAUAUACUGGGAGAAUUCUAGAAAAAUAUUUAUGAAAUCAAGCACAUAUCAAAUCCACAUAAAAUUUCAAGUCGUUAUACCCCUAAUUUUUUCCCUCCUUUUCAAGGGUUCCAAGAACCGAAGUGAGCAUGUCCAGAUGUGUUUUAAUAUUUAAACUACUACUUAUGUGAAAAGUUGUACAUGCAUACAACAGAUAAUCAGAACAGAUAAAACAAUUGUAGCUUGAAUUUCCAUUUUCCUGUUUUUCUAACUAGUCAUGAAUUUAUAAAACUGUGAAAUGAGACUUUCAGACUUUUGAAGUUGAUGAAAGGAGAUUUUACCAAUGGAUAACAACAGAAAGAAUAAUAAUGAUUUUAAAAAUAAAUUUAUAUAUUUCAUGAACAUUCCUCUUAAAAUUUUCCUUUUUUUAAUCAAGAAACCAUAUAAAUUUAAAAUUACUCAACAAGCUAUACCUCAAGAGUCUUUUUCCCCUCAACUUCUCACAAAGCACUCUGUAGAUUAUGAAAGUAUAUGUAUUUUUUUUCUUGAUGGCUUGCAACUAUUGCUCUGGAUCAUUUUAUGAUCAGCAGCUUUAGGGUACCAGGACAUCUGCCAAAAAAGUAAGUACAUUUCUUCUUUACUGUACUUACUUUGUAGAUACAUUACACAACUUAAUUUAUGAAUGUUUAUUUAGCGUUAUGUGGUGUUUAGAUAAAAGGCACCAGGAAAUUUUUAAGCUGUGAUUGUGUUCCGCAUUUUCUGUGUCUCAGAAAUCUGUUCUGCUUCAAGCAGUCAUAAAUGGUGGCUACUUUUUUCUCCCCUUGAGUACACGGGUUAAUAAGUCUCUGCCCUAACAUUUCUUCCUUGUGAUCUCUUCAUUUAACUAUGAGCUCUGUCUUGACUGAAGUUUUAAAACAUUAGAAAAUAUACAGUGACCUCUGUCAUAAGCAACUACUCAAAGAUAAACACUGAGUCAGAUGUUUCACAGAUGUAAUUUUCUUGUAAGAGCAGAGAUUAAUUCUGCUUUGUUUGCUUAUUUUGAGACAGUUCCUUCAACUUAGAGGAUUGUUAAGAUGUAUGGUAUUGUACAGCUUUAAAAAUGUUAUAAGAAAUAUUAUACGAUAUCAUACACUUUCCUUACUAAGCAGAGAUAUAUGUAUGAACAGUGGACCUUGUAAAUGGUAAAAUCAAUGUCCUCGGUAUACACAAUGAACUCGUGUAUCUCAUAAAAAAUAAUUCUAUAAGGUCUCAUUGCUGUAAUGCUGUUAGUGUGAUAAUCCCUAAUAGAAUAUAACACAUCAAAUUCUGUUGUGAAUGUGCUGUACCAAAGCUCAUUCUAUCAUCUGCAACUAACAUCGGAGAUGAUAGUUUUUUGAUGAGAUGGGUUUUAUCCCAUAAUAGGUAAAGUUGAAAUCUCAGUUUAAAAAAUGUCCACACAUGUAAAGUGAUCUGAAGCAUCUAUUAAGAAAAUGCCAUUAUGACCCAUAAUGUUUUAAAGCCAUUCCUAACAGGUCAAUCAAACAUUCAGUGAGCAGGCAAGUAGUAAUGAAUGAGUCUAAAUUGCUCUCAGAUACAAUGAUGUGAAUCCGCAUCAAUCGAUUUUGCUACAAAUACUCUGUCUGUAAAUAUGUGGCCAUAAUUCUAGGCCAUACUGUCCAUUCAAAUGUAUUCAUAUUAUGGAGGUGGCAGUUUACAUUACAGAAAUGAAAUGCAUUUAGGUGGAUGUCAUAUUUGUAGAAAAAUAUGUCUUGAAAGAGACAGUUGAGACCUGUUAUCACCUAAGUGUCAUGAAAACCAUUUUUGCUAUUUCUGAAUUUUUCACCUAAAGCUGUGCACUUUAGUUUUGUGUAUGUUAAAGUUUAUGAGAAAAUACGCAUACCUCUUUCUUUCCUCUUAAUUAACUUGGAAAUAAAGAGCCAAGAAAAAUACCGAAAUAUUAUUUUGUCAUUACUUUGGAAUGAGUUCUGGACUAAAAAUAAUUGCUUUGAAAGUGGCAUUUCAGUUUUUAAAUUAAAAAAAAAAAAAAAAAAAGGAACGGUUUAAGCCAGAAUAAACAUGUUUAAUUUCAAUGUAUUAUGAAACAAGAUAUUUCAUGUCAAACGAUUUUCACUCAAACGUAUUUUGACAGAUCAGUCUUUGGAUUCCUUGGAUACAGUUAGUAGAGUGAGGUAGAGCAUAUGUGUAGUACAUUUACACAUUUCAAUUCAUAUGUGAACUCAUUGACAUAUAGAGACUACAUGUAGGUUAGAUGUUAGCUUAAUUGUUAAAAAUGAAUGUUAUGCUUGUCAAGAACAUUGUAGAUUCAUUUAAGCUUUUUGAACAUUUUAGAUUACAUAUGAGAGUAGAAAUGUUAGACAAAUAUGCAGUGAACUGCAGGAAUCUUUGUAACUUUGUUAUACAUUCCAACUGACUUUGGACAAUGUGUUCAUAUUUCAAAUAUUCAGGGAUCAGAUGUUUCAUUCAUAGAGUAAGUUUUCUUUUCUUGAUUUAUUGUGUGUUUGGUACAUGAAUAAUUUUUGAACUUUACUUGUCUGACCUGUUCUGUUUAAAAUAAUAGUUGUAUCUACAGGGGAAAAGAUAAUGUCUUGCGAAAUUGGAUGUCUUACCUAUUUUUUAGGGUUGCCUAUUAGUAUCCAAAUGAUGGAACUUGGUCUGAAGGGUGUCAUGUUGCCUCUGUACAAGACUGAUUCUCAUAUCUCUUACGACUUGUUCCAAAUAUGUAUGUUGAUCAUCUCCUUUUAAAUAACUGCAAUGAGAAGUCAAAAUAAGCUUUUGUAUUUUGAGAAAUUUGCUUUGAUAUUCAGUUUAAAUUUCUAUUAAAAUUAAUGUAUUUAAAGUAACACUCUAGACACUGUAAAUUUUUCAUUAGUAUUCUCAAAUUUAAGGGGAGGGAGAGAAAAUGGCAUUGAGCAUUGAAAGACAGGUCUAGAGCAAAUUUGUUCAUUAGUGUUGGAUGUGUUCAGCUGGCGGGGAAGUGAAUGAAUAGUUUCAGCCCUUGAUAGGUUAAAGAACCAGGAAUAAGGAAACCACAAGGACAUCUAUUUUAGGUAUUUACAUGAUUUGCAAAAAUCCUAUCUCUGUUUUCUAGUUUGCUCUUGGGUCUGAGUUUUCUUUCUAGUUAUGACAAAUUUCUGCAUCUUGGGAGUAUUAUUUGUAUAAUUGCUAGUUACAUGAAAAGAAGUGAAUUAAAUUCCAAGGUCUGGUCAUAUUAUAUUGUUAAGACUUUUGCUGAGAAAGUAAGUAACAAAAAUAGCUUGUUAAAUAAAAGCAUUCAUAUCACCUAGAGCAAAACAAAAUGUUUAUGGUUCCCAUGGCAGGAGGAAGAACCAGAACAUUCUUCAGAAAAUUUGACAGAAAGCAUAUGUUUAAUAGUCUGUUUCCAGGUACUGGUACUUUUACAAGCUGACUUGCUAAGUAAGAGUUUAUAAACUGAUUACUUCUUUGCCAAAUAAUCACUGAAUCAGAGCAAUAAGGGAAAAUCGCUAGAUCUACAAACAAACCACUGGGAAAUAAAAGAUUUUUCACUUUCCUUUUCAACAACGAACAGUGACUUUUUGUUUUAAUAAUUCAAGUGCACCUAAACCCCAAUGGAACCUAUGGGAAACCACUGCAUAGAAAAAGUAUAGCAGGCAAUACUGCUUGUUCACUUUAGAGAGAAAUUAAAAGGUAUCAAAAGGCUUAAAAAAACAUGAAGAAGGGGGUGUGUCUAAUGCAGUACCUUUUCUGCCACCAUUGAGAUCACCUCUGUCCCAAAGGUCUAACUGAAAGUACAGUGCUUGUACCCUUUUCUUCAGGAUUUCUGGAUAUUACAACUGUCGUUUAACUAGCUUUUGUCCAUGAACUCCAUAGCUGUUAGAAAAUAACCUAACAAUGACCUGUCUUCAAAGUAAUUGACUGGUUUUUGUGUAUAUAAAAUUUAGUCUGAACUUUUUUCAGUAGCACAUAAUGUAAAAUUCUUUUUGAGUUGUUGUGGAGGAUAUACUUAAUAAGAUAUGUCUGUUACAUGUGCUCAUCAGAUAAGGCAAAGUUUAUGAUAAAUUGAGAAGAGUUAUCUAA
Cuculus canorus (common cuckoo) is the source of this 6514-nucleotide messenger RNA. RefSeq names its product INSC spindle orientation adaptor protein (gene INSC). Lineage: Eukaryota; Metazoa; Chordata; Aves; Cuculiformes; Cuculidae. The record is from RefSeq and is a predicted model, not a curated record. Gene Ontology annotation, cellular component: apical cortex. Gene Ontology annotation, molecular function: protein binding; cytoskeletal adaptor activity. Gene Ontology annotation, biological process: apical protein localization; asymmetric cell division; regulation of asymmetric cell division.